Molecule: messenger RNA, 1502 nt
Organism: Tarenaya hassleriana
Lineage: Eukaryota; Viridiplantae; Streptophyta; Magnoliopsida; Brassicales; Cleomaceae
Product: Golgi to ER traffic protein 4 homolog
Exons: 13
Coding region: 354-1331 (325 amino acids)
Biological process (GO): protein insertion into ER membrane
Cellular component (GO): cytosol
Molecular function (GO): protein binding
Source: RefSeq, a predicted model, not a curated record
AUGAAUGUCUGAUACAGUUGUGCGUAUCAAUGUAAUCGUGGCGAUUCUCCCUGGCUCUCGCUCGUUCUCCGAGUACCCGAUUCCGAUCCCGAUUUCGUCCUUCUUCUAGUAUCGAAAUCAAGAACCAGAGAAGAUUUCUGUACAAUUUGAGAUUCGUAUCGCGGGGUUAUGUUUGCAGGAUGCCGUUCCCCUCUUUGAUUUUGCUCGACCCUUUAAAUGGUUACAUUAGAACAAUGGGUCUCAUCUUCCUGGAUCAGAUAGCACCUUAAGGAUUGCAUCGAAGAAAUAAGGAAGACGUCCGGAGGUGACUUAAGAAGAAGAGCCAUCCCCCUAUUUCUUAGUAGCUUGAAUUCAUGUCUAGAGAGAGAAUCAAAAGAGAAUUACCUCCCGCUCAAGAGCAUAUUGAGAAAUUGCAGAAGGUGGUAGAUGGAGGCAAUUACUAUGGAGCACUGCAGAUGUACAAAUCUAUCAGUGCAAGAUAUGUUUCUGCUCAGAGAUUCUCUGAAGCUCUUGAUAUACUCUUUUCAGGAGCAUGCCUUCAACUAGAGCAUGGCCAGGUGAAUUGUGGGGCAGACCUUGCACUUCUAUUCGUCGAUACCUUAGUUAAGGCCACAACUCCUUGCAACGAUGAAACCCUUGAUCGUAUCAGGUGUAUGUACAAAUUGUUUCCUCGGGUUCAUGUGCCUCCUCACUUGGUAGAUGUAAGCGACGAUGAAUCUGUCCAGAAACUUCAAGAAGCCCUCGGGGAAGCAAGGGCACGCGUGGAAAGUGUAUCUUCAUUCCUGCGAGCUGCUAUAAAGUGGUCCUCGGAGUUUGGAGGUCCAAGUACUGGAGUUCCUGAGCUGCAUGUUAUGCUGGCUGAUUAUCUCUAUACCGAGUCUCCCGAACUUGACAUGGUUCGAAUAUCACGGCACUUUGUUAGAGGGGAGGACCCCACGAAGUUCGCUUCUACGCUGGUCAAUUUUAUGGGAAAGUGCUAUCCCGGUGAAGACGACCUGGCCAUUGCACGAGCAGUUCUCAUGUACUUAGCUCAGGGUAACAUGCGAGAUGCGAAUUUCGUCAUGGACGAAAUCAAGAAGCAAGCAGAGUCAGGGCAGCAUCAUGAGCUACCAGAAUCAGACCUUAUCCAAUUCAUCUCCUACCUUCUGCAGACGUUGCAGAGAGAUGCAUUGCCCCUUUUCAAUAUGUUGAGGACCAAAUUCAAGUCUAGCAUCGAUAGAGAACCACUGCUUAAUGAGUUGCUUGAUGAGAUUGGGGAGAGGUUCUAUGGAGUUCAACGUAGGAAUCCUCUGCAAGGAAUGUUCGGAGACAUCUUCAAGAUGAUGGGAUGAAGGAGAUGACAUGAUUCUACACAUUUUCUUUUCUUUUUAAUUAUCGAAGUUUUUCUUUUGUUGGUGGGUUUUUUCACCCUGACCUUUUACAAUCCUUUUUUUUUAUUAUAUUUAGAGAAUAUUUCACGUCACGACACUUUUCAUCAAUUUAAAUUAUAUUAUCUUGUAUAA